This is a messenger RNA of Lobosporangium transversale, 1480 nucleotides long. RefSeq lists its product as hypothetical. NCBI's taxonomy places the organism in Eukaryota, Fungi, Mortierellomycota, Mortierellomycetes, Mortierellales, Mortierellaceae. Gene Ontology annotation, molecular function: FAD binding. The record is from RefSeq and is a predicted model, not a curated record. The coding region runs from base 69 to 1466 and encodes 465 amino acids. The transcript is spliced from 7 exons.
CUCUUCUUCACUUCCAGUUACUCACUCGUUUAUUUCACUGCAAUCGUCGCUAUAUAUAAGAGAACAUAAUGUCAAAAGAAUACUUUCCAAGCAAACCAAGCAGUAAACCCAAGGUGCUGAUUGUCGGUGCUGGUAUUAGUGGACUCACCCUAGCCAUUCUUCUUGAGAAAGCCAGCAUUCCAUAUGAGGUCUAUGACCGUAUGGCACAAGUCAGGCCUUUAGGUUCUGCAUUGUCAAUAACUGCGAAUUUGGCGCCGCUGUUCAAACAAAUUGGCAUUUAUGAUGAGUUCGUCAGCCUUGGACUACCGUUCUACUCAAUCGAUAAUUAUAAUGAGGAUCGCACAAAGGAUUUCAUCAUAGACUUCAAGCCAGCUGCCAAAAAGGAAGUAUACCCAGGAUAUAUCUUCCCUCGAACAGUCUUCUACGACUUAUUGCGUCGACAGGUUCCGUCCAACAAAAUCUCUCUAGGAAAGCGAGUUGUCUCCAUAAAAGAAAGCCUAGAGAGUGUCCAAAUCCAGUUCUCGGAUGGGACAACUGCAGAAGGCGAUAUCCUUGUUGGGGCAGAUGGUGCCUAUAGCACGAUCCGUGAGAAUCUCUACAGAUCAUUAAAGAGCGAAGGCCAACUACCGGUUUCAGAUGAUGAACCUUUACCAUUCAGUUGUCUCUGCCUUGUCGGCCAGACCAAUCCAAUGGACCCUGAAAAAUACCCACAACUAACUAGUCCCGUCAGCCUUUUCAGGUCGGUUAUUGGAGAAAACAAGCCUUAUGCUUGGACGUACUUAACGGCGAGAAACAAUAUCUUCUGUUGGGGUUUGAUCCACUACCUGGACAACGAGUAUUCCAAGGACCACGAGGAGUUUUGCAACAUAGAAUGGGGUCCUGGGGCCGCAAUAGAUAUGUGCAAAGAAAUCCGAGACUUUCCAGUUCCUGGCGGCAAAAGCAACGAUAUGACCCUUGGAGACCUCAUUGACAACACACCGCUGGUCUCCAAGGUCUUGUUGGAGGAAAAAGUCUUUGAUACAUGGUAUUCAGGAAGAACAGUCCUGAUUGGGGAUGCUUGCCACAAGAUUCACAUCGCUAGCGGCGUUGGUGCUAUCAAUGGGAUCAUGGACGCGGUGGCAUUGGCAAACUGGCUCAGUGUGCUAGAUUCGCCGUCAAUCGACGAACUAACAGAGGCUUUCAAAGAAUAUAAAGCGGAGCGCUAUCCAGCUGUCAAGGCUGAUUAUUUACAUUCACGAGCUUUCUCUAAGGUGACAGCGACGGGAUUGGUGUCCAAGGUUAUUCGCUGCAUCAGUAGAAACUUUCCGGUCUGGCUCUGGAACUUUUGUAUUAAGCGCUGGUUGGAAGUACGUCCUCAAGUGUCGUUCCUGCCGCUGGUAGACAACAUUGGUACCGUGCCAGCCAAGUAUCAACCAAGUCUUCAAAAGACGUUGGAGCUCAGAAGAGCUAAGGAGCUACAGCUAUAGUAGUUAUAAGGUGC